AUCUCGAUUCACAACAACGGCUACUUUGACACUUGCACCUGCUGUCGCCUGCCAUGGCUCAGAAUCACCACUCUACAGGUGACUUCACAAACAUGUCAUCCAGCAAUCAAGUGUUCUCAAGUACAACAUCGUCUACACAGAACAAUGAAUCGACCUCCCAAUCACAACACCAUACAACCCGGAUAAGCGAGCCGGCCAACCCUUUUGACGGCAUCCUCCGAACAGAAUCUGGACGCGAAACGUAUUAUCCUGACGGCCAGCAGUCUUCUGAUGGCACACAUGUGCAGCGCCCAACCUCAAGUGGUAGCUAUGUGUUCUUCCCAAACACGUCUAGCAGUCAUACAGCGGGCGGACUAGCUGCGGGGGUUGGCGCUGGCGCUGGCGCCGGCCUCUUCAACAGUGCGAAGCACGAAGAGACUCGUGAUGACCAGUAUCUUCACAACGGAGCAGAAGACCAAGAGCCUCUCGAAAAGGUAGCAACACGAAGCUCAAGUAACUCUUCAUUCACGCACUAUGGCUCCAAUGGCCAACGUCACAGCCGGAAAGGGACCAAAGCCUCGGAGACCGACGACAGUGAUGGCUCUCCCAUGGAGCGCACAGCCACAAGGCCUGAAAUCGACGAUUCCGAGAGGAGAGACCUGCAGCGAGCCCUCACCAGCAUGAGCAUGGCUCGGCAAGUGACAACGGGUCGCAGCAUUGCAGAGCCAGGCGACCCAUCUAUGGAUCCCUCCAGUGAUUCUUUCGACCUCAAGAAGUUUUUACGCUCUUUCAGAUCCUAUCUUGAGGAAGAGGGCGUCGAGAUGAAGCAGCUCUCUGUGGUCUACAAAGAUCUGAACGUGUACGGAUCCGGCGCCGCAUUGCAACUACAAAAGACCGUCACAGACAUGCUGAUGGCGCCAAUCCGCCCGCAGGAGUUCAUCAGUUUUGGAAAGAAGGAGCGCAAGCAAAUCUUGCACAGCUUCGACGGUAUCAUCAAGGCCGGUGAGCUUUGCGUGGUCCUUGGUCGACCCGGAUCUGGCUGUUCGACCCUCCUCAAAGCACUGACUGGAGAGCUUCAUAGCCUCGAUGUUGACGAGUCUGUAAUUCACUACAACGGAAUCGAGCAGCAGAAGGUCAUUAAGGAGUUCAAGGGAGAGACAGUUUACAACCAGGAGGUUGAUAAGCAUUUCCCACAUUUAACGGUCGGCCAGACUCUCGAAUUCGCCGCCGCCGUGCGUACUCCAUCACACCGUCCUCACGAGACCUCUCGCAAAGACUUUGCCAAAUACAGUGCGCAGGUCGUUAUGGCUGUACUCGGUUUGAGCCACACCUAUAAUACUAAAGUUGGCAACGACUUCGUGCGCGGGGUCAGUGGUGGAGAAAGGAAGCGUGUCUCCGUGGCGGAGAUGCUCCUCGCAGGUGCCCCUCUCGCGGCUUGGGAUAACAGCACGAGAGGUCUAGACUCGGCGACCGCGCUGAAGUUUGUUCGCUCGUUGCGUAUCGGUUCUGAUAUGACCGGUGGCGCUGCUGCUGUCGCAAUCUACCAGGCCUCCCAGAGUGUCUACGACUGCUUUGACAAGGCUGCGGUCCUGUACGAAGGCCGUCAGAUCUACUUUGGCCCGGCCCACAAGGCGCGUAGCUUCUUCGAACGUCAGGGCUGGUACUGUCCCCCUCGCCAGACCACGGGUGACUUCCUGACCGCUGUUACAAAUGCCGAUGAGCGACAGCCCGCAAAGGGCUUUGAGAACAAGGUCCCCCGUACACCAGAGGAGUUUGAAAAAUACUGGCGCGACUCACCAGAGUACCAGAAGCUGAUGAAGGAGAUUCAGGCAUUUGAACAAGAGAACCCUGUUGGCGAGCAUUCGACACUUCAUGAGUUCCGUCAAAAGAAGAACUACAUCCAGGCAAAGCACGCCCGUCCCAAGUCUCCAUAUCUUAUCAGCAUUCCCAUGCAGAUCAAGCUCAACACCACUCGAGCGUAUCAGCGAAUUUGGGGCGACUUCGCUUCCACUGCUACUCAAGCGAUGCUUAACCUAAUCAUUGCACUCAUCGUCGGUUCUAUCUACUUUGGACACUCGCAAGGCACAGGCUCUUUUCAAGGCAGAGGUGCCGUUCUGUUCCUGGCUAUUCUGUUCAACGCAUUGACCUCCAUUGGUGAAAUCAGCGGGCUGUACUCUCAAAGACCCAUCGUCGAGAAGCACAACUCGUAUGCAUUCUACCACCCAGCGACAGAAGCUAUAGCAGGUAUUGUCGCAGACAUACCGGUAAAGUUUUUGCAAGCUACUGUGUUCAACAUUGUGUUGUACUUUCUCGCUCAGCUUCGGUACACACCUGGUCAAUUCUUCCUCUACUUCCUGGUCACUUACAUCGCAACUUUUGUCAUGGCUGCUAUUUUCAGAUCAACAGCUGCUCUGACAAAAACGGCAUCACAAGCCAUGGCACUCGCAGGUGUUUUGGUGCUGUUCCUCGUUAUCUAUACCGGUUUCGUUAUUCGUAUUCCAUCCAUGCACCCGUGGUUUUCUUGGAUUCGAUGGAUCAACCCAGUGUUCUACGCUUUUGAAAUUCUUGUGGCCAACGAGUUUCACGGAGUCCAGUUCCCUUGCGACCAAUUCAUUCCAGCGGGACCAGGUUAUACACAGACCGGCAAUUCGUUCAUUUGCAACUCGCAAGGCUCGGUCGCUGGGCAGACCUUUGUUUCUGGCGACGACUUCAUUGCCGUCGCGUAUGAGUAUUCGUGGUCUCACGUCUGGCGCAACUUCGGUAUCCUGGUCGGCUUCUUGAUCUUCUUCAUGGUCAUUUACUUCAUCGCUGUUGAGGUCAACUCGUCAACCAGCAACACUGCUGAGCAGCUUGUGUUCCAGCGUGGCCAUGUUCCCGCUUACAUGCAGGAGAAGGGUGGCAAGCAGUCUUCAGAUGAGCAGUCUGCGAAGCCCGCUGCUGCUACCAAAAGCGGAGAGGGUGAUGUCAGCGCCGUUGAGGAGUCAAAGGGCGUGUUCACAUGGAGAGAUGUGGUCUAUGACAUCGAGAUCAAGGGAGAACCUCGACGACUCUUGGACCAUGUAUCAGGCUAUGUCAAGCCUGGAACAUUGACGGCCCUCAUGGGUGUCAGUGGUGCCGGAAAAACGACUCUCCUUGACGCGCUCGCUCAGCGUACCACGAUGGGCGUGAUUACAGGUGACAUGCUGGUGAACGGAAAGCCUCUCGAUCCUAGUUUCCAGCGCUCUACAGGCUACGUCCAACAGCAAGAUCUCCAUCUUGAAACCAGCACUGUCCGCGAGGCGCUCCGCUUCUCUGCUUAUCUGCGCCAGCCGAAGUCGGUACCUAAGCAGGAGAAGUACGACUACGUUGAAGAGGUUAUCAAGAUGUUGAAUAUGGAAGAUUUUGCGAACGCAGUUGUGGGUGUGCCUGGCGAGGGCCUCAAUGUUGAGCAGCGUAAGCUCCUCACUAUUGGCGUUGAGCUGGCUGCCAAGCCUAAAUUGUUGCUCUUCCUGGACGAACCUACCUCUGGACUUGAUAGUCAGAGCUCCUGGUCUAUUGUUUCCUUCCUCCGCAAGCUUGCAUCUGCUGGCCAGGCCAUCUUGUGUACCAUCCAUCAGCCUAGUGCCAUCCUUUUCCAGGAGUUUGACCGUCUGCUAUUCCUGGCCAAAGGAGGAAAGACUGUCUACUUUGGCGAGAUUGGAGAGAACUCACGCACACUGUUAGAGCACUUUGAGAACAAUGGUGCUCGCAAAUGUGGCGAGGAUGAGAACCCUGCCGAGUACAUGCUCGAGAUCGUCAACGCUGGCAAGAACAAUCAAGGCGAAGACUGGUUCAACGUGUGGAAGCAGAGCAACGCAGCCCAGCAGGUGCAGCGCGAGAUCGAUCAGAUCCACGAAGAGACUCAACACUCGGAUCUGAACAUCGCCGAGGAGACAGGUGGCACCGAGUUUGCCAUGCCCAUCUGGACCCAGGUUUGGGAGUGCACAUACCGUGUGUUCCAGCAGUACUGGAGAAUGCCUGAAUACGUCCUCGCCAAGAUCCUUCUUUGUGUCGUCGCUGGUCUCUUCAUUGGUUUCUCAUUCUAUGGUGCCGACAGCACUCAAGCUGGCAUGCAGAACAUCAUCUUCAGUGCCUUCAUGCUGACCACCAUAUUUUCCUCGCUCGUGCAGCAAAUCCAGCCGCUCUUUAUUACUCAGCGCAACCUUUAUGAGAGUCGCGAACGCCCCAGCAAGGCCUACUCUUGGUUCGCUUUCAUGGUCGCGAACAUCGUGGUCGAGCUGCCAUACGGAAUAGUCGCUGGUGUCCUCAUGUUUGCGUCGUUUUACUACCCCGUGGUUGGUGCUGGACAGUCCAGCGCACGCCAGGGACUGGUUCUCAUGUUCUCCAUUCAACUUCUCGUCUACACGUCAUCUUUUGCGGCUAUGACUAUUGCUGCGCUGCCCAAUGCAGAGACAGCCUCCGGAUUGGUAUCCCUGUUGACUCUGAUGUCCAUUUUGUUCAACGGUGUUCUGCAAACACCCGGCAACCUUCCAGGAUUCUGGCUGUUUAUGUACCGGGUUUCGCCUUUUACGUACUGGAUUGGUGGUCUUGUCUCCACUAUGUUAGCGGGGCGCGAGGUUGUAUGCAGCUCCACGGAAGUCUCCAUCUUCGACCCACCUGCAGGUCAAACCUGCGGUCAAUACCUUGGCCCGUACGCUCAGGCUGCGAUGGGUACAAUCCAGAACCCAGAAGCCACGGCUUCAUGUCAAUACUGCGCGAUAUCGAGCGCCGACCAGUUCCUGGCUGGCAGCAGCAUUUACUACGGUGAGCGAUGGAGGAACUUUGGCAUUCUCUUCGCUUUCAUCUCAUUCAACGUCUUCCUUGCUCUGCUCACGUACUGGCUCUUCAGAGUUGCAGAUCUCAGCAGCAUCACUGCGAAGUUCCACAAGACAAAGAAAGGAGCAAAGGCAAAAGGUACCGCAGAGAAGGCAGGAGAUGGUGCUGGCGAGGUAGCUCGGCAAGGAGCGCACCCUGGAAACCGAUCUGGGGAGAAGGACACCGCUUGAUGGCUGAUUUCCGGGUUUUCUUUGGUCAGUGCUGUUUUUGCGGCUCAAAAUUUAGCCCCGUGCUUUCAUCGGACUUCUGUCGUCCAUUUCUUUUCGGUGUGGGGCCCCUCUUCAAUCGAUCAUAUUAGAUCGUAAUAUUCAGCUUAGCGCAUAAUAAUAUUAUACACUGUACAUACAGCCGUGAUUAUUGCCAUGCUGUGGUGUGACCUCGU
This is a messenger RNA of Boeremia exigua, 5215 nucleotides long. RefSeq names its product ABC-2 type transporter-domain-containing protein. The record is from RefSeq and is a predicted model, not a curated record. The coding region runs from base 54 to 5003 and encodes 1649 amino acids. Gene Ontology annotation, cellular component: membrane. Lineage: Eukaryota; Fungi; Ascomycota; Dothideomycetes; Pleosporales; Didymellaceae. The transcript has a single exon. Gene Ontology annotation, biological process: transmembrane transport. Gene Ontology annotation, molecular function: ATP hydrolysis activity; ATP binding; ABC-type transporter activity.